AAAAAAUGAAGUGAAAAACAACCAAGCAGCGGUUGCAAAUUUGUGCCAACGGUUGACAGUGAUUGGAUUGGAUUGAUUCGCCUCGGUUCAUCUCUUGGUUUGGCGGGGAAUUCUCGAGGUAUUAUACUAUUUUCCUAAAGACACUGUUAGAAAUUUCAUUGUGACUGCCUCGUCCAUUUCUUCCGAGAACGACCCAAACGAUCCCAGGCCGGUUCGGAGUUGACAAGCAAUUGGCGUCGCCAAUUGGCGGACACAAUUGGGUAACAAUUGUAGCGCUGCGUCAGAGACUCACUCGUGUGCGGCCGGGCGGCAUUUUGGCGGCAAUUUGUUGUUGACGAAGCGAAAUACUGUUAUUAGGGUGGAACUUCGGUGAGAGGGGAACUAGAAAGCACGGUGCAACUACAGAUGAGACGGGAUUCAGUGAACCGACCGCUGAAGGAAACGACAAAAACCAGCAAAAUGACAUCAAGUAGAUCGAUAGCAAAUCGGCGGACUAAAAUUAACAAGGUGUGGGUUGCCUUUGCGGUGUUUGGCGCAAUAUCCAUCCUUCGGCCGGCGUCGGGCCGAAUCGUGAAGCGCAGCUACUCCGACCAGAGCGUCCGAGGAUACCUGACCGAGCGUACCUGCUGGUGGAACGAGGUAUGCAAGGAGGAAUUCCAACAGCUGUUCCGAUGCCGGUGUCCUCAGUGGUCGUACUGCAGGUCACCGGGACGGUACUACAACGCCUACUGCUCCAUGACGAACACCGGCUACAUCUGGACGCAACCCACGUGGGACUGGGAGACGGCCUAACCUCGCCAGCAUCGGCAACGGUGCCGGGGUUGCAGCAACAACAGCAGCAGCCGGUCGGGGACAAGUGGAACGAGGGUCGUGGAAUUGAUGUCACAAGCUGUGGAACAUUUUACUGUUUAAAGUACGCUGUUUGGCCCUUGUGAGACUAGAAAAGGGUUGAAAAGGAUUAACAAGUGUUGGAACUCAUCCAACGCAAGCGUCAGUAAUCAUCAAAUAUUCAUCAUUUUCAGACCAAAAGCGAACAUCCACUGUCGAAACUUGAUCGUUUCAGCAUGGUGAAGGGUUUCUUCUCAGGUGGCUACACCCUUUUGGCACUUUGAGACAACACCUGGCUCAUAAAUGUGACCUGUACGUCGUCACUGUUUUUCGUUGUGCGAAGAUAUAUCUCCAAAAAUAUGUUUUCUGAUAGAACAUAUAGAAAUGAUUGUUAGUUUCAAAAUAAAUUAAAGUAUAAACAACUUUUUACCUGUUAAUUUUCACUGCUUUCUUUGCGGUUUCAAUAAAACCUUGAAUGAUAAAUCACUUAAUGUACUCAUUGAAAACAAUAUAGCUGCCAUAGCAUAAAGAAAAAUCAAUAGACAACAAAUGGCGUAAGAGCAUUCGAUUCAUCAUACAAAAAAGAUUGCAACUGUUCAGGCAAAGUUUAUCGUUUAAAGCACUAGCAGACCAAACGUUCGAUAGACUUACAGUGUACAUGAGGUGGGCACAAAGCAUGCUUACAGCAAGGAAAAAUAAAACCAUUUUACGAAAUGUGUUUGGCAAUAGUUGGUCGUUGGGUUUAGAGAUAAGGCGCCUUUUGCUGCAAAGUCCCAACAUGUAGUCGCUUUAGCCGGAACGAUUUUAUUCCGAUCUUUGCGGGCUGGGUGCUUUAUUUUAGCAAUAGCAGUGGUAGAAAUAGUAGCAUUAGUAAAAGUAGUAGUAGUAGUAGUGAUAGAAGCAGUAGUUGAUGCAAUUGGAUAAAAAACCUGUUGGAAGAAGGGAUUACAAGGGUGUCGAGAUAAAUAAAAACAGUAUUAUCGGGACGCUGGAGACCACAUAUAACAUGGUAAACGAAAAGGACAAGGAUAAAAACAGCACAAAACACAGGAUGCAUUUUAGAGUGGGGCCAUGUUGAGCACUUGGAUUGAGUAGUGUGUUUCAAACGUUAUGUUACCGAAUAAAGCUGCAAAAGGAGCAAACUGAAUACACUCUUGCAUAAGUUUUAAAAAAAGGACUGAGAAAAAAAUGAGAAAUUUUAGUUUCAUUUAAAAACAAGUUACAGUAAGUAUUAGGAAUAUUAUUCCUUAAGCAAAAGAAAGUGUAUGUUUAA
This is a messenger RNA of Anopheles coustani, 2101 nucleotides long. RefSeq lists its product as uncharacterized. Lineage: Eukaryota; Metazoa; Arthropoda; Insecta; Diptera; Culicidae. The transcript is spliced from 4 exons. The record is from RefSeq and is a predicted model, not a curated record. Bases 406 to 792 code for a protein of 128 amino acids.